Messenger RNA from Nymphalis io (European peacock), 2983 nucleotides. Its product is annotated as sodium-independent sulfate anion transporter-like. Gene Ontology annotation, biological process: transmembrane transport. Bases 217 to 2124 code for a protein of 635 amino acids. NCBI's taxonomy places the organism in Eukaryota, Metazoa, Arthropoda, Insecta, Lepidoptera, Nymphalidae. The transcript has 13 exons. The record is from RefSeq and is a predicted model, not a curated record. Gene Ontology annotation, cellular component: membrane. Gene Ontology annotation, molecular function: sulfate transmembrane transporter activity.
UUGAACUUUGAGCGAAAACUAAACAGCUUAGAUUUGAAAAAGCUAAACAUUCGAUUAAUUUAAUCAUUAGUAUGACUGGUAUGUGCAUGGUAUCAAAUCUGUUUAUUACAUUUGUAAAAAAUGAACGUUGAAUUAAAACUGCAAGAUUAUUGAAAUUUGACUUCAGUGUUUUUAGUUUACGUGGAUUGUGGAGCUGUGAUUUGGUGAAUAACAAUCAUGUCUUCGCCAUCAAAGAAACGUUACAAGAAACAAACAUGGUGUUCAAGAUUAAUGCAUAAAAGAUUGCCUAUUAUACAAUGGCUUCCUGAAUACAAUUCGGAAAAAGCUUUAGCAGACUUUAUAGCUGGUGUUACAGUUGGGCUUACUGUUAUCCCGCAGGCGCUGGCUUAUGCCACACUAGCUGGACUGCCGCCUCAGUACGGCCUUUACUCUUCUUUCAUGGGAUGCUUUGUCUACUUGAUCCUUGGUUCGUGCAAAGAUAUUACCUUAGGCCCGACCGCUCUGCUAGCUCUCAUGACAUACGAACAAAUACAAGGGAGAAACUUCGACUAUGCAAUACUAUUGUGCUUCCUAACCGGUGUAGUUCAACUCAUAAUGGGAAUAUUACAUUUAGGUGUCCUCAUCGAUUUUAUAUCUGUACCGGUCACUGUAGGUUUUACAUCAGCGACGUCCGUCAUAAUCGCCGUGUCUCAGCUCAAGGGAUUACUGGGAAUCCAGUUCAAAUCAAAGGGUUUUAUCGAUACCUUGAAACAGGUUUUCAUCAACAUACCUAACGCUAGAUUGGCUGACAGUACGUUGGGAAUAUCGUGCAUAAUUAUACUUCUUUUAAUGAGGAAAAUGAAAGAUACGAAUGUAGAGGCGAAUAAAAAAAGCUUAAAGAAGAUAUUAUGGCUGUUAUCAACUUCGAGAAACGCUAUAAUCGUUGUUGUAUGUUCUAUAAUGGCUUUCACAUGGGAAUCGCAUUCAGUAUCGCCGUUCAAACUCACUGGGACUGUGAAAGAAGGGCUACCAUCGUGGUCCUUACCACCAUUUGGCACUGAGCACGAUGGGAGGAAUGUGACGUUUAUCGAAAUGUGUUCAGAAUUGGGUUCGUCAAUAGUACUUGUUCCAAUUAUCGGAGUACUGGGAAAUGUCGCUAUUGCGAAAGCCUUUGCUAGCGGCGAGUCUGUCGAUGCCACGCAGGAACUAUUAACCUUAUCACUUUCGAAUGUCUUGGGCUCGUUUGUAAGCGCAAUGCCGAUAACUGGCUCCUUUUCACGCAGCGCGGUGAACCAUGCCAGCGGGGUCGCAACACAAUUUGGAAGCAUUUAUACAGGUAUAUUGGUUCUCUUAUCUUUAAGUCUUCUAACGCCGUACUUCUAUUUUAUACCGAAAGCCUCGCUUGCCGCUGUUGUGAUAUGCGCCGUUAUAUUUAUGAUUGAAUAUGAGGUAGUGAAGCCGAUGUGGCGCUCGAGACGUGCCGACCUUGUGCCCGCGUUCGCUACCUUUGUUCUCUGCCUUAUCGUCGGAGUCGAACUGGGUAUAGUCGCUGGAGUCCUACUGAAUGUUAUAUUACUGCUGUAUCCGAGUGCUAGGCCAACUAUGGAAGCUGAAAUUAUAACGAACAGCACAGGCUUUAGUUACUUGCUGAUAACAGUAGGAAACAGUCUUUACUUUCCCGGCGUGGAGUACAUUCGGCAAUAUGUCAGCCGAGCCGCGAAAAAGCAGGGCGGCUGUAGCAUGCCUGUUGUUAUUGACUGCAGAUUUGUAUUAGGUGCCGAUUUUACUGCAGCCAAAGGCAUUUGUGCACUAUCAAGCUCGCUAUCAUCACGUGGUCAGCCUCUAGUCCUAUUAUCUCCAAGGUCGAACGUUGCAUCGGUGUUCAGCGGAGCCGGGUCGAAUGUCGUCGUUGUGAUGACUGCUGCUGAAUUAGACGCAACAUUACAGAAUCUCACCGGCCAAGUUGCUUUAUCCGAACUAAAUGUUAGUGACAAGAAACGGAUAACGCCACCACCAUCUUACAAAUCGUUAAGUCAAAUGGACGAAGAAUCAAUUAAAGUUAUUAUAACCGAAGACAAAAAUACACCUCUACUUACUAGAACAAUAUCAUGCAAAUCUUUAUCAAGAGAAAUAAACGACACAUGACAUAGUUAUAAUAAAAUCUGAUAAUAUUAUUAGAAAGUCAAAAUGAUGCUACGCUAAUGUCAAUAACAAGAAUAUCAGUAAAUUUAAUUAUAUUUCUAGUGAGUAGUGUUAGAGAAAGACAUGUAAUGGCUUCGUUUUUAUAAUUAAAAUUCGUCUAUCUUUGGACGGAACAGUAUAUUGUGUAGGAAAGUGGAAGCAUGUUUAAUAACUUUUCAAAAUAUCUUCCGCCAUAUUCAACAUCUGAUGACGUAAUACCAAUGAAAUUGACGAAAUAUGACGGUAGUAUUUGUGUGUUUGUGUUACAUGUUUUUCGAGAAUUGGAAUAAAAAUAAUGGUAUGUUUUAGUAUAUUGUGUCCACAUAAAUAUGGUCAAUAAUAUUUUAUUCUUAAACAAUAUAUAACAACAAUUAUAUGAAAACAAUGGAAAAUUUUAAAUAUACAAAAAAAUACAUUUAACAGUCAGCACAAAAUGGAAAUAGAAAUGUUCUUCUCGUAUAUUAAUUUUCUUCAAAAUUAAAAAAAUAAGGUUUGACAUACAUUACUUAGUUAGAAAGUUUAGUUUUAAAUGCGUUAAAAGAACAAUAAGUUCUUAAUAAAUUGUGUAUGGAAUUGAAAUAAAAUGGUUGUUAUUACGUUCACAUCACAAUAUAUUUACCUGCUAAUUCACUUAGUUACCAAUUAUACCUCACAGAUAAAAUAUAGAUAUUUUUAUUAAGAUUAAUAUGUUUUGAAUGAUUAAUUUUAAUCUGUGCAUGUCAAGGGGCAUCCCCUUCUUGUAUUUAUUGAUAAAAUAUUGAAAUUUGUAUGCAGUGUAAAAUUUUAAGUGUAUUCGGUCCAGUUUUCUUUAAAAGAAAAUAAA